This is a messenger RNA of Seriola dumerili (greater amberjack), 4646 nucleotides long. RefSeq names its product methylmalonyl-CoA mutase (gene mmut). Gene Ontology annotation, molecular function: metal ion binding; methylmalonyl-CoA mutase activity; cobalamin binding. Lineage: Eukaryota; Metazoa; Chordata; Actinopteri; Carangiformes; Carangidae. Gene Ontology annotation, cellular component: mitochondrion. The coding region runs from base 115 to 2379 and encodes 754 amino acids. The transcript is spliced from 13 exons. The record is from RefSeq and is a predicted model, not a curated record.
CUGCUGCUGUUGUGAAACUUCAUUGGAUAGACGGUUACACGCCUUCUGUCAACCUGAAAGAGCACAACAGAAGACAAGGUGAUCCAUGUGUGUCUGAUUGAGCCAACAGUAAGCAUGCUGACUGCACAGAGGGCAUGUGCAGCAAUGGCUGCCCGGCGCCUGGUUAGAGCGUCAGUCUCCUCAGCACACACACACCGCUCUCUGAUCCACACUUCCAUACCAUGGCAGGACCAGGUUGAGCUUCACUCUGAAUGGGCCAGUCUGGCUAAGAAACAGCUUAAAGGGAAGAACCCAGAGGAUCUGAUCUGGCGCACACCAGAGGGACUCAACAUCAAGCCUGUGUACACUAAAGCAGACUCAGCCCGUGGUGCUGAUGAAUUGCCAGGAGUGUUUCCCUAUACUAGGGGGCCCUAUCCCACCAUGUACACUUACAGACCGUGGACCAUCAGGCAGUAUGCUGGCUUUAGUACUGUGGAGGAGAGCAACAAGUUCUAUAAAGAUAACAUUAAAGCUGGACAACAGGGUCUCUCCGUGGCUUUUGACCUCCCGACGCACCGUGGUUAUGAUUCAGACAACCCCCGAGUCCACGGAGAUGUUGGCAUGGCUGGAGUCGCCAUAGACACAGUUGAGGACAUGAAGAUGCUUUUUGAUGGAAUCCCUCUGGAGAAGAUGUCUGUUUCAAUGACAAUGAAUGGAGCAGUUAUUCCUGUAUUGGCUAUGUUUAUUGUGACUGGAGAGGAGCAGGGUGUACCUAAAGCCAAACUAACAGGUACAAUUCAAAACGACAUUUUGAAGGAGUUUAUGGUACGAAACACCUAUAUUUUCCCCCCAGAGCCUUCAAUGCACGCCAUUGCAGACAUAUUCGCUUACACCUCCAAGCACAUGCCCAAGUUCAACUCGAUAUCCAUCAGUGGCUACCACCUUCAGGAGGCUGGAGCUGAUGCCAUCCUGGAAGUGGCCUACACCAUCGCUAAUGGCCUCGAGUACUGCCGCACCGGUCUGAAAGCAGGCUUAACCAUCGAUGAGUUUGCCCCAAGGUUGUCAUUCUUCUGGGGUAUUGGGAUGAAUUUCUACAUGGAAAUUGCCAAGCUGAGGGCAGGCAGGAGAUUAUGGGCCACACUCAUUGAAGAGAACUUCCAGCCCAAGAAUGCAAAGUCUCUCCUGCUGCGCACACACUGCCAGACUUCAGGCUGGUCUCUCACCGAACAAGAUCCAUACAACAACGUGAUUCGAACGGUGAUUGAAGCCAUGGCAGCUGUGUUCGGGGGGACCCAGUCACUCCACACUAACUCAUUCGAUGAAGCUCUUGGCUUGCCCACAGUGAAGAGCGCUCGCAUUGCCAGGAACACCCAGAUCAUCAUCCAGGAGGAGUCGGGCAUCCCCAAAGUCGCUGAUCCCUGGGGUGGUUCGCACAUGAUGGAGUCUCUCACGGAGGACGUCUACAACACGGCCCUAAAGUUCAUCAAAGACAUUGAAGAUAUGGGAGGCAUGGCCAGAGCUGUGGCAGAGGGUAUUCCAAAACUACGCAUUGAGGAAUGUGCAGCACGUAGACAGGCCCGCAUUGACUCAGGAUCAGAAGUCAUCGUCGGCGUGAAUAAGUACCGUCUGGAAAAAGAGGAGAGUGUAGAGGUGCUGGCCAUAGAUAACACUGUUGUACGUCAGAAACAGAUUGAAAAACUGAAAAAGGUGAGGGAAAGCCGUGACCCUCAGGCAGCGAAGAAGUGCCUGGCAGCCAUUGAGGAGUGUGCCCAAACCAGAGAGGGCAACCUUUUAGCCCUGGCCGUGGAGGCAGCUCGAGCCAGAUGCUCUGUUGGUGAAAUCACUGAUGCCAUGAAGAAAGUGUUUGGCGAACACAAGGCCAGCACCAGGAUGGUGAGCGGGGCUUACCGCAGCGAGUUUGGGGAGCAUGAAGAGAUUGCCCUGACCCACAACAGAGUUGCAGAUUUUAAGAAGCACGAGGGCAGGAACCCUCGACUGCUUGUGGCAAAGAUGGGCCAGGAUGGCCACGACAGAGGAGCCAAAGUCAUUGCCACAGGGUUUGCCGACCUGGGCUUUGAUGUGGACAUCGGACCACUGUUUCAGACUCCCCUUGAGGUUGCCCAGCAGGCGGUCGAUGCUGAUGUUCACUGUGUCGGGGUCAGCACUCUUGCCGCAGGACACAAGACCCUGGUCCCAGAGCUCAUCAAGGAACUACGGAAGCUCAACAGGCCAGAUAUUCUUGUCAUCUGUGGAGGUGUCAUCCCACCACAGGACUAUGAGUUCCUAUACCAGAGUGGUGUGUGUGCAAUCUUCGGUCCAGGAACCAGGAUCCCACAAGCUGCAGUGGAGGUUAUUGACAACAUUGAGAAGAGUCUGGAAAACAUCCGGCAGGCCAUGUGAACUCUUAAGAAAAAACUACAACAAGAGCUGUCUAUUCAUGCUGUGCCAAGAACAGAGUCACAAGUGCGAGCCAACACUUUUGUACAGAAUCUGUUUGACUGGUAGCAUGAAGUCGUAAAAAACAAAAACUCCACCCAGAACCACACUGUGUUCACAGCACUUACAGAAGUUAGAAUCACUACCAACCUGUGGGGAUGUUAUGGUUGUAUUAACACUGCAUUCCCUGUAUAUCAGAUUUGAUUUUAACUAGUAAUAGGAUCCCCAGAGUUUGCAGUAACUUAACAAAGAAACAAAAUUAACAUCACCAAUAAAGAGUGUAGUGUUUUUUGUUUUUUUUUUUCAUUGAGGGAAUCACUCAAAAUCUAAAGAAAUACUGUCACACAUAAAUGUUUCAGAUGGGUAAAUGGGGAUUGAACUAUUUCCCUCCUUUGAAACAUGCUUGUGUGAGAAUUGCAUUGGUUGCAGGGAGAGUAAUAUCACUGUAAAUAUCUUUGAAAUUCUAAAAUAUAAUUGGGAACUGGGACCCUUGGUGAACGCUGUAGACUGUAAUGGGAUAUAAUUCAAUAUUCACGACGGAAAUCAGACUAUAUUAAGACCUUUACCCACACUUAAACAAUGGAACAUACAUUACAUUUAAUCAAAUUGGAGCAGCUUAACAGACACAGUAUCAUGUGACAGAAAUUUGGCUUGAGAUGAGCAGAGUAUUUUUUGCCAUCAGUAUAAAACAAAGGUCUAUAAACCUUGGAAUGUAAUGCUUUUAUUGUAAGAUGUCUUGUGUGUAAUUUGCAGUUACCUAGCAGGGCGUGAAUAGUGCUAGUGUAGUGCAGAUGGAUAGACAGAAAUUCACAUCAAAACAAACCUCUGUGGAACCCUUACCUCUGAUUUUUAUGUUUAUGGAUAUUAUCAUAUUGACAGUGGCCUUUUCAAUAGUUGUUUCGAUCUUUCCUCCCUGCAUAAUGUUUGAUUUGACCAGCUUCAGUCGGUGAUCACAAUUUAUGAAGAUUUCCGAAAUGGUAUUUUUCUAUGUGUGAUUCUGAAUCAGAGUUGGUGCUCUUCAGUCUAAAUAAAGUAUGUGAACUUUGGAAAUGUGACUUGCAUCAGAAGAUUGUGUAACUUUCUACGCCUCCGCCCGGCGACAGCCAGGGCUUGGAGGCAUUAUGUUUUCAGGUCAUCCAUCCAUCCGUCCCAUUCUCGUGAACACGAUAUCUCAGUAAUCUAAUCUAUUUUAAGGAAUUUCUACAAAUUUGGCACAAACAUUCACUUGGACUCAAGGAUAAACUGAUUUGAUUUUGAUGAUAAAAAGUCAGGCUAUACUUGAAUUUGCUUGUCCUUCAGAGAAAAAAAUGACCCAAGUUAGCACAUGUAAGGAUCUGCACUGCCCUACUGCAAAAACUGACCUGACCUCACACUGGCUGAGAUGUUUCUAAAACACCACGCUUACCAUGAUUGAUGUGGCGUGCUUAUGUGAAUGUGACUGUAGCGUAUUUAAUUUCAUUCUCAAACGGAUGUCAAGCUUUAGCAUCUGAGGUGUUCAUACUGCAUGCUAACAGAAAGUUCUAGCACGUGGAGUGUAUACAGAUGUAGGCACUGACGUUUGAAACAUUUUUGAAGGAUUUAAACACAAACUGACUGACUGCCAUCCUUUGUGCCCGGAGCUCUGGCUGUUUUCAAAAUGAGAGAACUGAAUAAACUCCUUCAGUGUGAUUGGGUGAUAUUACAUAAUCAUGGUGUAUUAAUUGUCCACCACUAUGUUGUAUUCAGUCAGUGUUUAUUCUCAAACAUGAUCAAUGAAAUGUGCACACAAAUAUGCUCAAGGUUCAUAGCUCUACAUUCACAAAUUUUAAAAAUUGUUAAACACUGUCAUUUUAAUUACAAGUAAUUACAAGUUGGAACCAAAAAAAAGCCGUGCUGCAGAACUGAAAAACUGAACAGUAUUUUCCCCACAGAGAAAGGGAUAAGGAAUUGUAGGUGACAAUAUAUCAAGGAAAAUAAUAAAAUAAUCUCUGGGUAAAGCAGGGCAACAAAAGAUCUGUUAAGCAGAAGCGUGUCUAGUAACAUGAACUGAUUAUAAUCAGCUCAAUUAUAAAAAAUAAUAUGCUGUUGUACUGCGGCUGAGGCGACAGUCGGCAGACACUCAUGGGGGAUUUCCAGUGAAAUUUGAACCAUUCUUUUAUUAAUAUCGUGGUGAUCUAAAAAUCUGCCACGCACAGAGCCCUGACUUUCAUUGUUCAGUGUUUACAAAGUUGAAAAUAAAAGAUUUAAAAGGA